Molecule: messenger RNA, 1897 nt
Organism: Cheilinus undulatus (humphead wrasse)
Lineage: Eukaryota; Metazoa; Chordata; Actinopteri; Labriformes; Labridae
Gene: tspan3b
Product: tetraspanin 3b
Exons: 7
Coding region: 109-870 (253 amino acids)
Biological process (GO): protein localization to plasma membrane; regulation of vascular endothelial growth factor signaling pathway; protein maturation
Cellular component (GO): membrane
Source: RefSeq, a predicted model, not a curated record
UGGGGCAGGACCACACCGAAGCCAUUUUAUUAUUAUAAAAGCAAAGGUGCAGGUGCAUCUGUAUUUAUUUUUAUUAUUUACACCUUUAGUUUAAGAGCUCACGAGACCAUGGGGCAGUGUGGAAUAACGUCAUCCAAAACCGUCUUGGUUUUUCUCAAUCUCAUAUUUUGGGCUGCAGCUGGAAUAUUAUGCUACAUUGGAGCGUAUGUGUUCAUCACAUAUGACGACUACGACCACUUCUUUGAAGAUGUGUACACUCUUAUCCCUGCUGUCAUAAUCAUAGCUGUCGGGACUCUCCUCUUUAUCAUCGGCUUGAUCGGCUGCUGUGCAACAAUACGUGAAAGCUCCUGUGGACUGGCAACUUUUGCUGCCAUUCUCCUGCUGGUGUUUGUAACAGAGUGUGUGGUAGUGGUGCUGGGCUACACAUACAGAGCAAAGGUGGAAGAUGAAGUAAAUCACUCCAUCCAGAAGGUUUACAAUGAAUACAACGGCACCAACACUGAUGCUCCCAGCCGUGCUAUUGACUAUGUGCAGAGGCAGCUUCAUUGCUGUGGAAUUCACAACUACUCUGACUGGAGGAACACACGCUGGUUUAAAGAAUCCAAGAACAACAGUGUCCCAGUCAGCUGCUGUCAGCCCAGCAUCAGCAACUGUACCGGCACACUCACUCGACCAGGAGAUCUCUACCAAGAGGGUUGUGAAGCUCUUGUGGUGAAGAAAUUAAAGGAGAUCAUGAUGUAUGUCAUAUGGGCUGCACUGACUUUUGCCUCCAUACAGAUGCUGGGGAUGCUCUGUGCCUGCGUCGUCCUCUGCAGGAGGAGUCACGACCCAGCGUACGAGCUGCUGGUCACAACCAACAGCUAUGCAUGAAGGAUGCACUAGAGCACUUAGAAAAAUCAAAAGGAGCGUCACCGGACAUGUCCACAGUAGAUUUCAGCUGUAGUUAUAUAAGCUCAAGCACACCUUGCACAAUUCAUUAUAAAGUAGCGAACACUGGUGACAUGGGUUGGGUGGGAGGGGCUUCAAAGGGAAAACAUUUAUUUAUGACAUGCUUUGUGAGUUACUGUUACUUUGAUUGUUCUUUUUCUUAAAAUAAUGGAAUAUUUAUUGAAGCCAAAGCUGUAAAUGGCUUAUUAAUGCUAUCCAUGUUAAAACAGAUUUUUUUAAAUUUUGUGUUUAAUUGUGGCUUCAUAACUUUAUUUCUUCAGUGAGGAUGAUGAGAAGUAGGAGCAAAUGUUUAAAGUAUGAAGUAUGGGAGUUUUGUAUGGAAAUGUUUCCUGAUGUGCUAAUUUGCACUGCAGCUGGAGCUCUGAAAAUGUUUCAUGGUUGCUUAAAGGAGAAAUCUGUGUUAUGAAGAACAUGAACACUAAAUCCUAAGAACCUGGUUUGAUCCGACUUUGUAAAAAUGGAGAAACCUUUUACCACAGGAUGAUAAGAUUCAGUGUUCAUAUGUCAGAUAUUUGUUCGUGGAGCAGCUGUAUUUUUGGUCGAAGGAAUCCUUCAUUUUUACAAAUAUUCAGGUUGUGAAUAAUGUAUAUUCUGUCUUGGUGUGUAUGUUCUCUAAAACAGGCUUUAAUAGAGAGGCAAUGUCAGUGCAUCAAUUGUGAAUGAUCCGUUAGUUUCCAGUGUUAAAACCAGGAGUAUUAUCAGUGUUACAUGAAGAAAAGUGUGUGUAGAUAAAGUUACAGCCAGAUAAUUUCUCCUGUUUAGUUACAAACCUGCUGUAGAGAACCAUGACCUGUUCUUUUAUACGUUUUCUGUGAAAUUGUGUACUGUUUUAAUAUUUUUAAGCUAUUAAGUUAACCUUAGAUCAUUAGCUAGAGGCACAGAAAAAAGUUGCAAACAAAAUGUGAAUAAAGUUGGGAACAGGAAGGAGACAAUAAACUCAUUAAGUUGA